Dipodomys ordii (Ord's kangaroo rat) is the source of this 2853-nucleotide messenger RNA. It is a transcript of the gene Tpp1, whose product is annotated as tripeptidyl peptidase I. The record is from RefSeq and is a predicted model, not a curated record. Gene Ontology annotation, biological process: proteolysis; central nervous system development. Gene Ontology annotation, molecular function: serine-type endopeptidase activity; tripeptidyl-peptidase activity. Lineage: Eukaryota; Metazoa; Chordata; Mammalia; Rodentia; Heteromyidae. The transcript has 13 exons. Bases 5 to 1723 code for a protein of 572 amino acids.
UCACAUGAUCUCGGAUCAUCAGAAAGGCAAGAUGAGACUCCAAGUCCGCCUCCUAGGGCUCCUUGCCGUCAUCACCGCCUGCAAGUGCAGUUAUAGUCCAGAGCCUGACCAGCGUCUGACGCUGCCCCCAGGCUGGGUGUCCCUGGGCCGUGUGGACCCUGAGGAAGAGCUGAGUCUCACUUUUGCCCUGAAACAGCAGAACCUGGAGAGACUCUCAGAGUUGGUACAAGUGCUAUCGGAUCCCAGCUCGCCUCAAUACGGAAAAUACUUAACCCUAGAGGAUGUGGCUGAGCUGGUCCAGCCAUCGCUGCUUACCUUCCUCACAGUCCAAAAAUGGCUCUCGGCAGCUGGAGCCCGAAACUGCCAUUCCGUGACCACCCGGGAUUUUCUGACUUGCUCUCUAAGUGUCCGUCAGGCAGAGCUACUGCUCCCCGGAGCUGAGUUUCAUCGCUUUGUGGGGGGACCUGCAGAGACCCAUGUUGUAAGGUCCUUACAUUCCUACCAGCUUCCUCAGGCCUUGGCCCCUCAUGUGGAUUUUGUGGGAGGCCUACACCGCUUUCCCCCUACCUCAUCCCUGAGACAACGCCCCGGACCGCAAGUGGCAGGAACUGUUGGCAUGCACUUGGGAGUGACUCCUUCUGUGAUCCGUCAACGAUAUAACUUGACAGAACAAGAUGUGGGCUCUGGCAGCACUAACAACAGCCAGGCUUGUGCCCAGUUCCUGGAACAGUACUUCCAUAAUUCAGACCUGGUUGAGUUCAUGCAUCUCUUUGGUGGCAAAUUUGCACACCAGGAAUCAGUGGCCCGUGUGGUUGGAAAACAGGGCCGGGGCCGGGCCGGGAUCGAGGCCAGUCUUGAUGUGGAAUACUUGAUGAGUGCUGGUGCCAACAUCUCCACAUGGGUCUACAGCAGCCCUGGCCGGCAUGAGGCACAAGAGCCCUUCUUACAGUGGCUCCUGCUGCUCAAUAAUCAGUCAGCCCUACCAUACGUGCACACUGUGAGUUACGGAGAUGAUGAGGACUCCCUCAGCAGUGCCUACAUCCAGAGGGUCAACACCGAGUUUAUGAAGGCUGCUGCUCGAGGUCUCACUCUGCUCUUUGCCUCAGGUGAUAGUGGAGCGGGUUGUUGGUCUGUCUCUGGAAGACACAAGUUCCGGCCUAGCUUCCCUGCAUCCAGCCCCUAUGUUACUACAGUGGGAGGCACUUCCUUCCGGAAUCCUUUCCUUGUCACAAAUGAGAUAGUUGACUACAUCAGCGGUGGUGGAUUUAGCAAUGUGUUCCCACAGCCUUCAUACCAGGAAGAAGCUGUAGCCCAAUUCCUGAAGUCUAGCCCCAAACUGCCACCAUCCAGUUACUUCAAUGCCAGUGGCCGUGCCUACCCAGAUGUUGCUGCACUUUCUGAUGGCUACUGGGUGGUCAGCAACAGUGUGCCCAUUCCAUGGGUGUCUGGAACCUCGGCCUCUACUCCAGUGUUUGGGGGGAUCUUAUCCUUGAUAAAUGAACACAGAAUCCUCAGCGGCCGCCCUGUUCUUGGCUUUCUCAACCCAAGGCUGUACCAGCAGCGUGGGGCAGGACUCUUUGAUGUAACACAUGGCUGCCAUGAGUCCUGUCUGAAUGAAGAAGUGGAGGGUCAGGGUUUCUGCUCUGGUGCUGGCUGGGAUCCUGUGACAGGCUGGGGAACACCCAACUUUCCAGCCCUACUGAAGACACUACUUAAGCCUUGACCCUUUCUUGCCAGAAAAGCCGAACAGUUCAUCCAUGCACUUCCAUGGCUCACUUCCUUUUUCUGCCUUGUUGGGACCCCUGCUGUACCCUCAACUGUUGAUUUCUGUAGACAGCUUAUCUCCCUAACCCUGACUCCCAAUCCUACUGGGCUCUAUCAUGCUCAAGUCCCCCAACUUCUGCUUUAAGCUCCUUCCCAAGAUGUAAUCACUAGCAUUUUUCUUUUCUUCCCACUUCCUCUUUUCAGUCAAGGAUGUGAAAACAGAGAAGGGUACAGCCUGUUAGCACUGAUACCAGCAGGCCCAGAUCUGGUGCCCAUUUCUAUAAUAUUAUGUGCACUAUUUCACUUCAACUUUGCCCUCCAGUUAAUGAAGUUGUUGCCCCAUCUUUUACUCUUUCCUCCCUGAUGCUGAGAGGCAAUGGCCUCCUUGUUUACCUCCACUGUAUACUUAUCAAUCUGUGCACAAUGAUGUAUUUCCUAGAAAUUUUCUUCCAGGGCUUAAUUUUGAUCACUUCUACCUUCCUCACUCGUAAACUUGUCUCUGCUUCCUCACAGAAUGUUGGCUAUUCUUCAUUGCUUUAUUCUCUUUUGUACUUAUUUUACUCAUUGUUUCCUGGAACAAACCACUGGCAUCUAUAGCCAUCUCACUAGAUCACAUUUCUACUCAAUAGUGAUUGAUACCUCAAAUAUAAGACCUCAUCUCCCUCCAUCCCAGCCCCAAAACUUCUUGUUUUGUCUUGGUAAGUACUGUGCUUCUUUGAACCAAGCCAGAUGUCUGUGUCUUUGAUUCUCAUUUUUUUUCACUCCUCUACUACCUUCAGUUUAACCCAUCCUACUGACUCUUAAAUAUACCUUAUCCGAUCCAAAAGUCUUCCUAGUUAUAUUUCUGAGUAUCUCUAGAACAUAUCCACCUUUCUCCAUCCACACUGCUACUGUAAUUCAGAGAAUGACAUAAAACCCUUGAAAAGAAAACCAAAACAAAAACAAUGUGUGUCCUUCCUGCUCAUCACUAAAUCACCUUACAGAGUAAAACACAAUACUAUAAAGCUAUUUAGUUGAUAAAAUCCUUUCAAAGAUUACUGGGUUAAGCAUGGGCAUUUUUUUUUUUUUUUUUGCCAGUCCUGGGGCUUG